CUCUCCAACAGUUGUUGAUCAAGACAGACCCUGCUGUCUGAAGGAUGUUUAAUGAUACCAAAGGGCUAAAAUGAUUAUAAAUGGCACAAACUUUGUCAAUUCACCAAUUCCUAUCCUACUGUCAUUGUACCAAAUUUGUGUUGUUUUUCCCCAAAUAAUCAGUAAAUUCUGCCAGUAAUUUGAUGUAGAAGCAUGGCUUCUCCCUUGCCACCAGCUGAUGCUGUGAGGAUAAAAGUUAUACGGCACUGUAAUUUAGAUGGGAUAUCUCAGUGCUGCAAGUUCUCUGUGGACCCCCAGCUUACCACUCUCUCUGUGCUGCAGAACUUGGUUGUCAGAGCAUUCAAAUUAUCUUCUAGAGAGUUUGAAAUUAGCUACCUGUCUCGAGAUGAGCGUCUACCGGAGGCUUUAUGGCUUCCUCUUGUCUCUGACUUUGACCUGGAGUUGGCUUUUUCAAGGCCCUGUGAACCUCACCUGCUAGUGAAGGUGGAGGCAGGCCGCAGUGGCAGCUUUAGCAGCACUGGCAGCUGGGAGGGUCUGGAUAUUGUGCCUCGACUGCCACACCUUACUGCUGCUGCUGCCAACAACUAUUCCACUAAAUUGCCUGGCAUAUUCAGAGAGAAGAUGGAAAAGACACUGGGGCUCAUGCAGAGGGCCCUGAAUUGGCCCGACGACCUGCUCCCGCCUGCAGGGGAUGCGCGGCAGCCCCUUGAGAGCACUCAGAAGGACGUUGCUGUCAUGGCGCCCAUGGACGACGUCAAGUUCCAGUCUUUCCUCGACAACGUCGGCGUCCUCAUUAAAGUCAACGAACUCAGGAAGACCAUCUACAUGGCAGGCUUGGAGCCUUCACUUAGGAAGGUGGUGUGGAAGCACCUGCUGGACGUGUACCCCGCUGGUCUGCCGGGCAAGGAGCGCCUGGAGUACAUGAAGACCAAGACCGCUGAGUACCACAGCCUCAGGCAGCGUUGGCAGCACCACGUCAAGCACUCCGAGCAGAAAGCUACCAACGGAAAAAGGUACUCUCUGAACCACCCUGGGGUGGGGUACUGCCAGGGCAUGAGUGACCUGGCGUCACCGCUGCUGUUCACGCAGCGCGACGAGGCGCACGCGUACGUCUGCUUCUGCGCCCUCAUGGCGAGACUCAGCGCAAACUUCCACGUGGACGGCGCCGCUAUGAGCCUCAAGUUCCAGCACCUCACUGAGGCGCUCGUCUUCUAUGACCCUGACUUCUAUCUCUACCUUCAGGAACACCAGGCGGACGACCUGCUGUUCUGCUAUCGCUGGCUGCUGCUGGAGCUGAAGCGCGAGUUUGCGUUCGACGACGCGCAGCUCAUGCUGGAGGUGCUGUGGUCCUCCCUACCGCCCAGGCCCCCCUCACACACCCUGCCUCUUGCUGAGGUUCCGUUCGAUCCCGAGGCUCUGGUGCGCGCCGCCAAGAACGCGGCCGCUCUCGCCACCAGUUCUCCGUUGCCAGCCCUCGCGUCUGCGCGUCUGCUGUCACAACUGCGCAAUGGAAAGCGCGUCAGCAACUACAGCGCCGUCUGCGCCUUACGUCGUCAGCGCAGCUCAGAGGCAGCUCUGCUGACACGUCGUAGCUCGUCUCGCAGCGUGCAGCUGACACGCGCUGCAUCUCAGCCACUCAAGCCUUUCAUGAACGGUGCUGCUGACGCCAGCGAUGGCGUGUCCACCGAGGCAGGCGUCAAGCUCACCACCGCGGGUGUCAGUGACGACGUCUUCACCAGUGUGAAGAGCAGCGCUGCUGGUGAUGUGAAGAGCGGCUCUGCAGGUGAUGCCCUCGGGUAUAUCGAAGCUAACGUAACGCCCACCAGAAAAAUAAAAAAUCUCAAAGAAUUCAUGGAACUUGGACGCAGUUCCAAAAAAUCGUCUCGCAGCGAACAAGACUCGCCCAGCAGAAGCUCUGGUAUCAGUGAAAACGCUUCUCCCUUGAAAACAAAUCAUGAUGCUCAACUUAGCUACCCAAGUCCCAGCAAACCUACCUCUAAUGAACUCAUUCCUCACCACCUGGAAUAUACUGUUGGGACUACAAAUGACCCUAUUGUUUCAAAGCUCACUUCUUGUGAUAAUUCCAUCGCCAGUCCAAACGUAGAUUCUUCCUCUUCGCCAGCUCACUCUAAUAGUACUAAAAUGAAAAUACAAAACGAUGGGGCAAGUAAACCUAACGUCAAGUCUAACAAAACCUUUUCGACUUUCCAAACUCCAGAAGUGCCUGAUGCAACAUCAAAAAUUGAAGGUAUCAGAGCGCCGGCGUCUUGUUUAUCCACGGGUUCAAAUGGUUCGGAUUGCGCGCAUCGUGUGCCUAGCGACGGUUCAUCAUUACAGGACGCUGUUGGUGAUUACUGUUCUCUCGGUGGCUCUUCAUCGAGCAGCGUCUUGUGCGCUGUCGAGUGCUCCCGUCGUUGUUUCUCUGAGAGCGACGCUGCCUUCGCAAAUUUUCUAGAUUCGGACGCGGUCGCGGCUGAGGAGGAGCUUUGUGUCGAGGUCUGGGAAAAUCCUGUGGCGUCAAGUCCCGUCAACGCACCCACCGUGUCACUGAGGCCUGCACGAUCUGUCAUCCCGAACAGCCACACUGACGGCGACGUCGCCAAACUCCUUAAGGAAGACACGGGUGCAGGAGCUCGUCUGGUUCCUGCUAAACCUUCUCCUAGUCACACGUCACCCGUCAGUGGGAAGUCCUCGGUCAUGAACGAUCUCAGUGGUGGUUGGGCAGUCGGGGUUGGGGGUGUGGGCCUCAAUGGGGGUUCCUUGCCCCCUCCUCAUGAGUUCGGUGGAGGUAACCCAUUCCUGAUGAUCGUGUGCGUUUCGAUCCUCCUACAGCACCGCGACACCAUCAUCUCGCAGCAGUUGGACCACAACGAUCUGGCGAUGCACUUCGACAAGCUCAUGCGUAAACACGACGUUCAUCACGUGCUCAGAGAUGCUCGUCUGCGCUACAAGCAUUACUGCAGCCUUAGCUUUCAGAAAACAGACGCUGUCAACAAGCACGAGCAAUGCUAGCAUCCGCACAUCAUGGAUAAAGUAGACGUGCUUUACAAUUGUUCUCGUCGCGCGUGUGCCUGAUCUUCUCUGUGUUAGUGAUGUCUGGAAACUUUUUCCUGUGUCUACUUGCAGAAUAUAAAUAUGUAUUCAAUGGAAGGUAAUCAAGAUCUAAACAAGGUGAGAGCAUAAAAUGUUCGAGCCGAUUCAUAGUCUGUAAAUUAAAUAUUAUUAGCAAUUGCAAUCAACACUAACAGCGCUUCAGAUCGGGAACUGGUUCUAGAACACUACAGUUAUAAUCGUUGCCGAACGGCUAAAGGUACUAUUUAUUCUUUUGCAGGCGGUUAUGUUAACCUAGUUAUUUAUCUGUGUGACGAUGUUGUUAAGAAAUAAUUUCAUGCUCCUAUAUAACAUGGUACUGUGAACGCGUGGAAAUCCUAAUAUGUAAGUGUUUUUCCAACUGCCUUCUUCAAUGUCAAUUUAGGAGUAAAAUUGGAGGAGAAUUUUGCAAGGAAUGAAAAUGCUCACGCUAGUCACUGGUCAAGCGUGAGUUCUGCGAUGUUAAUGGAACUUUUUAGGAGACCAAUUGACUUAGAUUGUUCAAGUUUGGUGUGUCUGGAAUAACUUUAUUGAGCUUUGGAUACAAUUUUAUUUUAACGGAAAUAAUUGACCAUUUUUUAAAUACUAAUAUCAAUUCAACUAUGUGCUCAUUUAUCCAAAAUAUAAAUUUUUGCUCUGAUGCGCAGCUAUUCUUGCCUUUAGAUGAAACAGGUAAUUGAAAUUUCGCCUCUUGUAAGACCUCAUUUUCCAUGUCUCCUGACACGAGACAUGGUCAUCAGUUACUGACUAAUCCUGUUGACAUUGGACCUAUAAUAUUUAAUGUAUGUGUACUUUUUUCUUAUUUGUGUGAUGAGUUUUGAUAUUGUCAAAUGCCGAAGACGCGACAAAACGUUAUUAUUUUAUGGCAUUGGUUCGACGUUGUGUUUACUGAGCAUAACUCUGAGGAGGGUUGCUCUGCCACGAGUCGUUCAGCGCUAACUCUUUACUGUUGCUUGAACUGAGGUUUACCCACCGACUUCAUGAGACUUACAUGAAUAAAAACAAUUGGAAAAUUACUAUUUUUUUCAAAUGACAAUUGUUAUAUUCCUGCUAUUUUAUUUAUAUUGCGAUUAGUUUGCCUUUUUUACGUGAAUUAUUUUUUUUAGGCUAAGGUUGUUUUCAAAGCUAGAAUAGAAUUAUUUAUUGAUCGAUGCUACUCAAUGGUGUUUUGGCGCGUGCCUUUGCUCGUUAGAAGUCCGACGAAGUCUUUUACUUUCUGUAGCGGUUGACUUGUCCCUCCUUCGUGUUACCGUUUUGGCUCCCGAGGAAUUGAGUAAUUUGUGAUGGAGACUCAGCAAUGAGUUGCUUAUGUUUUAUUGUGUGAUGAUGGAUUCAAAAAUGAUGCACUUGUGAUAAUUUCACUAUAAUGAAUUUGUUCUCCCAGUAAUUACUCAUAGUCACGGCUGCACGGUGUUUAUUUCCAAGCAAAGUUGCUGCUGAGGAAGACAUUUCAUACUCACGACUUCUAUGAUUUCGUGUUGAUGUUAGCCUAGCACACGUUAGUACGUUACUGGAGUCUAGUUUAUGACCAAGUCAACUGAUCAGACUCGGCAUAUAAGCAACUUUUAGCUUUGAUAUUGCUUUGCGUUUUUAUUACGUUCAGUUUAAUUAAGAUUUCAAAUUGUAUUUUAUCUCGACUGGUUCGCAGCUUGAAAGCUGUCGUAAUUAAAGAGCAAAUUUAAGGCACUUAACAGAUCGUCUGUUUUUUCAAAUGUAAGGGCUGUUUACUAGAAGAAAUGUAAUUUCUCCAACGAAUUUGUUAUUAAUUACGUUAUUUCGAAGUGAAUACAAGGUCAAUUUUUAAUUAAUAUUUACGUUACAGAAAUUGCAUUAUUGACGAUACUCAUAGGUAUAUGAAUAAUACUAUUGUUUCAUUUAAACAAGUUAACAUGAGUUGAAUAAAGCGUUUGUGCAGAUGUUAAAUGGCUUAAGGGCAUGGGCAGUCACUUCCCACCAUGCGGGGAGGGCUAAUAAGUACUGAUACCGGAAACAAAUUCUAUCACAUUAUCCAGUCGAAGCAAUGCCAACUCACAAUAAAUUAUGUCUAAAUUGAAUAUAACUGUUUUAGAGUUUACUUUUUUUAACUUAGAGUUGAACAAGACCAUAAAUCUCGAGCUAUUACUCAAUUUUUUUUUUGCUCAUGAAUUAACAAUGCUUGAAUUUGUAUUGUUCUUCAACAUCCAAAACAGUUUCUUAACGAGGAUCAAAAGUUCCUUUGAGGAUCAAAACAAUAUUUCCUUUCAAUUCAGCUUUGCGUCUUAGUCUCAAUUUUUCACAUCCUCUAAUUACAUGAUAGGAAACUGGGUGUUUAAUAGUCCAGUAUUGUGUACGUGAUUAUCAUUGUUUAGAGUAUUAUCGUUUCUAAUGUUUUCGUAGAUUUAUUCCAAUGUCGGUCUAUUCAUUCAUGUAGCUCAUUGUUUUGUUAAGUUACUCAGCAGAGUGCGUAGUGAAAACAUUCCUACUCUUAAGCCAAAGAAGUUAUGUGUUAAGCCAUGACAUAUCUUCAUUUAAGUCGGACGAGACUGUUCACCUUAACAGGCGAGCUUGCGUUUUCUGUGUUGUUUUUCGAUAGUAUUUCCUUCUGUUAUAUUUCUUGUUGUUAUACUACGCUAGUCAUCCAUUUAUCUUUCUGUUUUUCAAUGUUUUUUUUCGAUAGUUCAGCAAUUAUUCUCAUAAAUAUAAUUUUCGUUCCAUGAUAAUUUUGUGAUCACUGGCCAGCUACUGAGCUUGUGUGUACGCAACUUGAGAAGCGUUCAUCUUGCCUAACGUUGGCGCCAUAACUUCUUGAGACCGAAAUGCUCCUGUGCACCCGGAACUUCAUGCUCGUUUUUCUUAAAUGCAUCUCAAUGAUUAUUAAAUUAUUUUCCUGCCAUUUUUGCCCACAGAAAAAAGAUAGUCAAAAUUCACUAAGUUCUCAUGAGAUGAGAAUUGGUGUACAGUAAUCGUAAUCAUGCGCGAUGAGGAUAAUCAUUAUAAUCAAAUUCUCAUCUAGAUCUUGCACGAUGUCAGUUGGUCGUCUGAAGUUCAUCACUGUUAUAGUUUGAUCAAGAACGUCAGUAGCCAACACUCGUAGCUACGCGCCAAAGCCGUAGAAGUGGAAGCCAUGUGCCCUUUCAAGUCUUGCACGCUCUGCUGUUCCUGAUACGUAAUAUUGACCAUUUCCUUUUUUGUUUUAUUUGUAACUUUUAUGUGAAAGAUAAAUAAUUCUAAAUAGGCGUCCUAAAUUUGUAACGAUAUUAUUAUUUUCUGUGAUGUUACUUAGCAGCAAUGUCUGAAAUUUGGGAUUUGUUAUAUUAUUUACUUGGUUUCAAUUGAUGGCCGUAUUAAUGUUCUUACGUUUCUUGAGGUAGAAUAAGUAGUUUGGUUUGUUUUAUUUAUAGUGUGGGAUUUUUAUCGCGUUGAAUCAUCGCCUGUUUAGCUCAUAACCUGUGUGCUGGCAUAUUCUGAUUCUUUAAUCCUCAUUAUUUAUUAUUGUUAUUUAUUGUCUUUGUUGUUUCCUUCUCCAUUUAUGUGAUGUAACCUAAGUUCGAAGUCUGUACUCACCUUCA
Molecule: messenger RNA, 6638 nt
Organism: Hyalella azteca
Lineage: Eukaryota; Metazoa; Arthropoda; Malacostraca; Amphipoda; Hyalellidae
Product: TBC1 domain family member 25
Exons: 10
Coding region: 193-3012 (939 amino acids)
Biological process (GO): regulation of autophagosome maturation; activation of GTPase activity
Cellular component (GO): autophagosome
Molecular function (GO): GTPase activator activity
Source: RefSeq, a predicted model, not a curated record